GAUACUUGGUUGGCAUUUUUCGCUUUGUGGGGCAACUUCGAGAGAUCAAAUGGGAUGAGGCCCGGGCCAGCUGCCCUUGACGGGUUCCAACUUCUUGGGGAGGCGAAGGAAGAGAAGGAACCGAGGAAGUCGAGACCGGCGAGGUGCCAGUGAGCCCCGGUCGAGGCUUUAGCAGUAUGGUGUGCACUACCAACCUACCUGUAUUGUCUACCAGACCUCGAAUCAAUAAAACCAUCCAUCCAUUGCUCAACGCGGAUGUUGCCCCACGUCGGCAAGGCCCCCUCUUCCCCUCUUCAGCCCUCUCGACCGUCAAAAGCCUCUCUCUCUCAAAACACACGCGCACGCACUGUCAUGAGUCAAGCCUUUUUUACUGGCAGCUGGCCAGAGCUUGGGGGGCCUUCGACACGGAGCCGAGAGAGAGAGGAGGACAAGGAAAGAGACGAACACGGAUGCAAGGAGCAGUGUCCCAUUGUCAUCAGAAAACCCAUCGCGAACCAAGGGCUUGAUUCGGCCAAGCCCAUAUUAGAUUAUCACAUCGGCCAAUCAUUGAUGUCUCGCACCCUUCAUUGGGUGAAGAGUUGUGGUGCAAAGAUCUUGAUAUCGGGUUGCUCAUCUCCCGCCGAAAUCUCAUCAAAGGCCCACCCGAUGCCAUCACGAGGGGAGGCUUAUUGUUCCUCAAGCACAUCAGGCCAGCAAGCAAAGGCGGCAGGCAAUACGUCGUCGGUUGAUAAAAAAGGCAAGAGGUACUCGGUACCGUACCUACCUUACCUCAUGGCUACAGAUAGGUGGGCAGGCACUUAGGUAGGUAGGUACCUGCAUUGGCAUCCCUUCGUCUCGUCCAAUACAACGACAAGC
This is a messenger RNA of Colletotrichum navitas, 855 nucleotides long. RefSeq lists its product as uncharacterized. The transcript has 3 exons. The coding region runs from base 256 to 801 and encodes 181 amino acids. The record is from RefSeq and is a predicted model, not a curated record. NCBI's taxonomy places the organism in Eukaryota, Fungi, Ascomycota, Sordariomycetes, Glomerellales, Glomerellaceae.